Maudiozyma barnettii is the source of this 1179-nucleotide messenger RNA. It is a transcript of the gene BDH2, whose product is annotated as putative dehydrogenase BDH2. The transcript has a single exon. Lineage: Eukaryota; Fungi; Ascomycota; Saccharomycetes; Saccharomycetales; Saccharomycetaceae. Gene Ontology annotation, biological process: butanediol biosynthetic process. The record is from RefSeq and is a predicted model, not a curated record. Gene Ontology annotation, cellular component: cytoplasm. Bases 1 to 1179 code for a protein of 392 amino acids. Gene Ontology annotation, molecular function: (R,R)-butanediol dehydrogenase activity; zinc ion binding.
AUGAGAGCAUUAGCUUAUUUCAAGAAAGGUGAUAUACAUUUCACCAAGGAUCUCGAGGAACCUAAAAUCGUCACUUCCGAUGAAUUAAUCCUUGACAUCAUUUACUGUGGUAUUUGCGGUACCGAUUUACACGAAUACACAGACGGUCCAAUUUUUUUCCCUCAUGAUGGUCAUACUCAUGAAGUUAGUGACAUCGGUUUACCUCAAGCCAUGGGUCACGAAAUGGCAGGUAUUGUCCGUGAAAUUGGUACCGGUGUAACUAAAUUUAAAGUCGGUGAUCAUGUUGUCGUAGAACCUACAGGUACCUGUAGAGAUCGUUACAGAUGGCCUGAUUCUAAGAAUAAAAAAAAACCAAUGUGUUCAGCUUGUCAAAAGGGCCAUUAUAACAUUUGUUCUCAUUUAGGUCUAAUUGGUGAUGGUGUUCAAUCUGGUGGGUUCGCAGAAAGAGUCGUUGUCAAUGAAAUGCAUUGCUAUAAAGUUCGUAAAGAAAUGCCAAUGGAUGUUGCUGCAUUGAUUCAACCUAUUGCCGUAUCAUGGCACGCAGUUAGAAUCUCUAGAUUUAGACCUGGUUCUUCUGUAUUAAUUUUAGGAUCUGGUCCAAUUGGGUUAGGUACUAUUUUAGCAUUGAAUGGUCAUGGUUGUUCUGAAGUCGUCGUCUCCGAACCUGCUAAGAUUAGAAGAGAUUUCGCUCAUGGAAUGGGAGCCGUAGUGUUUGAUCCAUCCGAAGGUGAUGAUGAAACAAACAUUCCUUUACUACGUUCAAUGGCUCCAGGUGGAGAUGGUUUUGAUUAUACAUUUGAUUGUUCCGGUACUCCAUCUACAUUGAAGGCCUCCAUCGAAUGUCUGACUUACAAUGGUACAGCUGUGAAUGUUGCCAUGUGGUCCGUGGAUCAUCCUGUGGAUUUCUAUCCAAUGGAUAUCACCAAGCAAGAGAAAUUCUACACUGGGUCCAUGUGUUAUACACAUGUCGAUUUCGAAGCUGUCAUCGACGCUAUCGAAGAUGGUCGUAUCGAGAUUGCAAAGGCCAAGAAGAUGAUCUCAUCAAGAGUUCCAAUCGAACGUGGGUUCGAAGACGCCAUGAUGAAAUUGAUCACUCAUAAAGAACAAACUAUCAAGAUCCUAUUGACUCCUAAUAAUCAUGGACAAUUAGAAGGUGACGGUACUGAUAUAUACGACUAA